ACUCUUUAUCUAUGAAAAUUUACAGAAAUGGUCUUUUCCAAUUGACUGUUUUUGUUGUCUCAUGCCUAUGUCCUGUUAUAUAACGUUUGGUUUCAUUUUUCAAAUACUAAUGUCAAACUUUGUGUUUUCUUGGCAUCUUAUGAAAUAACACAUGAUGUAAAGUGAUGUGAUGAUAUAGACAACCUGGAAUAUACCACAUAAGUUCUCAGAAAAUUGUUUUAGAUUCAGAUUGCUUAAGAUAAAAGAAAAACAAAAGCUUCACAAGUGAUGUCCCAGAUUAUCUUGAAUCACUGACGGAAUGAAGCCCCUUUUUCAAAAAUAAUGUUGUUAUGAAAAAAAGGUUUCCUGCCCAAUACUGAUGUUCCAACAAGUAAAAGCUGGAAAUUGGGGUAUUUUUUUUCUCUCUUUACAAUAAAUUCUUACUUUCUAACUGUUAGUACUCAGCAUCAUAUUUAGAACAGCAGCAUUCUUAUGGUUCAUCAAAGGCCUAGAUUCACUGAGGAUGGACUACUGGGGAAGAUGAUGUUUCCCUAAAAAUCACACAUUGUGGAAUCUGCUAUGCUGAUGUUAUUUGGACUAGGAAUAAACUUGGGGAUUCAAAGUAUCCCUUGGUGCCAGGCUGCAUGCAGACAUGAGAUUGUUGGAAUGGUACAAGAGGCUGGACCUAAUGUUAGCCGCUUCAAGCCUGGUGACCGAGUUGGAGUAGGCACUUAUGUCAACUCAUGCAAAGAAUGCGAGUAUUGUAAUGAUAGGGAAGAAGUUCAUUGUGAAAAAGGGUCAGUUUUUACUUUUAAUGCCAUUGAUCUUGACGGUACAAUCACAAAAGGAGGAUAUUCUAGCUACAUUGUUGUCCAUGAAAGGUACUGCUUUAUGAUACCAGAUGACUAUCCAUUGGCCUUAGCAGCACCCCUGCUAUGUGCUGGAAUUACUGUUUACAAUCCCAUGAUGCGACAUGGGAUGAACCAACCUGGUAAAUCUCUAGGAGUGAUUGGGCUAGGUGGUCUUGGUCACAUGGCAGUGAAGUUUGGGAAGGCUUUUGGACUGAAAGUAACAGUUUUUAGCACAAGCAUUUCUAAGAAAGAGGAAGCCUUGGGUGUGCUUGGUGCAGACAAUUUUGUUGUCUCAUCUGACCAAGAACAGAUGAAGGCACUCUCUAAAUCACUGGACUUUAUAGUUGACACAGCUUCUGGUGAUCAUCCAUUUGACCCAUACAUGUCACUUUUGAAGACUGCUGGGGUUCUUGUUCUUGUGGGGUUCCCAAGUGAAGUCAAAUUCAGUCCAGCAUCUCUCAUUCUGGGUAUGAGAACCGUGUCUGGUAGCAUAACGGGUGGUACAAAAGUGACACAAGAAAUGCUGGACUUUUGUGCUGCUAAAAAAAUUUAUCCCGAGAUAGAAUUAAUCCCUAUUGAUUAUGCAAAUGAAGCUCUUGAAAGGGUAGUAAAGAGAGAUGUGAAGUACCGGUUUGUGAUAGAUAUAGAGAACUCCUUGAAGUGAAGAUAGAGAUGAAGGCUUAUGAUAUAAAUCUGGCAGGUAUGGGAAAUCUCUUUAUGGAAGCAAAAGGAAAUAUCUCUGCUCAAAUAAUUAAGUAAAAGGUGGUUGAUUACUAAAGGCAAUUAACCUUUGCUAGUAGCGUGUCUGGAGGGAAAUUGGUUAAUGUAAGGUCAUGGUGAUCAAGUGUUGGGCAUCAAAUAUUCAAAUAAGUACUUUCUAAAUUAUUUGCCAAUGGGAUGAUGAAAUCAAACGAAAUCGGCAAAGCUGAGAUGGCUCUGUCUGUUUGUCCGGGUGGUGACAUGUAUUCAUGCAUGCUUGCAUGCUGGUAUUUUUUUUUUUUUUUUUUUUAAUAUUAUUCUGUUGUUGGGGUACUAGAAAUUAGGUGGGAUGACAAAUUCCGCUAUAAUAUAUGGUAAUUUGUCCAA
Molecule: messenger RNA, 1916 nt
Organism: Manihot esculenta (cassava)
Lineage: Eukaryota; Viridiplantae; Streptophyta; Magnoliopsida; Malpighiales; Euphorbiaceae
Product: probable cinnamyl alcohol dehydrogenase 1
Exons: 6
Coding region: 559-1494 (311 amino acids)
Molecular function (GO): zinc ion binding; oxidoreductase activity, acting on the CH-OH group of donors, NAD or NADP as acceptor
Source: RefSeq, a predicted model, not a curated record